AUGACGUCACAGGGCCCAAAGUACCUAAUGUUGUACUCUACAACAGAUGGACAUACCAAAACGAUCAUGGAUACGAUUGCAAAGCAACUCACUAGCGAAACAAUGGCCCGGUGCGAUGUUGUUGACAUCAAGGAUGGUAACAGUUACGCGCUGUCAGACUACGAAAAGGUUCUGCUUGGUGCGUCCAUUCGCUAUGGACGCAUCAGUGCUGCCUUCAUGAAGUACUUAAAGCAACACCACGGUGAGCUAAGCGCCAUGCCAUCUGCUUUCUUCUGCGUCAAUCUCACAGCACGAAAGUCGGACAAAAACACCGCUGUGACUAACGUUUACACACGCAAGUUUCUCGAUCAGUCGCCAUGGUCUCCUCAGCUUACCGGUGUCUUUGCAGGAGCAUUAUGGUACCCUCGCUACAAUUUUUUCGAUCGUAUCCUGAUUCAGUUCAUUAUGUUAGUGACGGGUGGCGAAACGGAUUCUACUAAAGAGAUUGUCUAUACUGAUUGGGCUGCUGUUCGAUGUUUUGCGUCUGACUUUGCAGCUCUACCUUUAACAGUAUCACCACAGCAAAAGCUGGUGGUAGUCAAGAAGCUGACGGGCAGUCUCAGCAGUGGCAACCGAACGCGAUGGGUUCUCGCGAUCGUCGGGAUGUCGAUGGCUGUGCUUGUUGGAAGCAGUAUAGCCGCUGUAAGACGGAGAUGA
Molecule: messenger RNA, 696 nt
Organism: Leishmania braziliensis MHOM/BR/75/M2904
Lineage: Eukaryota; Euglenozoa; Kinetoplastea; Trypanosomatida; Trypanosomatidae
Product: protoporphyrinogen oxidase-like protein
Exons: 1
Coding region: 1-696 (231 amino acids)
Biological process (GO): heme biosynthetic process
Molecular function (GO): protoporphyrinogen oxidase activity, oxygen as acceptor; protoporphyrinogen oxidase activity, quinone as acceptor; FMN binding
Source: RefSeq, a predicted model, not a curated record